This is a messenger RNA of Episyrphus balteatus (marmalade hoverfly), 1255 nucleotides long. Its product is annotated as probable ribosome production factor 1. Gene Ontology annotation, biological process: maturation of LSU-rRNA; maturation of 5.8S rRNA. The transcript has a single exon. Lineage: Eukaryota; Metazoa; Arthropoda; Insecta; Diptera; Syrphidae. The record is from RefSeq and is a predicted model, not a curated record. Gene Ontology annotation, cellular component: preribosome, large subunit precursor; nucleolus. Gene Ontology annotation, molecular function: rRNA primary transcript binding. Bases 103 to 1200 code for a protein of 365 amino acids.
UUUAUAGAUAAUUCACACGCCACACGUGUGUUUUUACUUUUAAUUUUUUUACAAAUAAUACAAAGAUUUUCCUAAUUUUUGUGAUAAAUUCUCUUUCAAAAUAUGGAUUCAGACAGUGAUUCAAGUUUUGAUGAAGAAUUCGAUCAACCAGAAAAUGAUACCCAAAAAACUGACCAACAAAAUGAGUCUAAAAAUGAAGAAACUGAUGUUGAAUUAGGUGAAGCCGAAGAUAACGAUGAUGACAACGAGGACGAAGACGAUGAUGAUGAUGAAAAUCAGGAAGACCAAGUCCGUAUGCCAGUAAUAAAUCCUCUCAGCCUUAUGCGAAACAAACAACAAAGAAAUGCUCUAUUUAAAAAACAAAAACUUGAAAAGAGCAAACGAAAAAAAGCCGAACGUCGUAAGCGCCGCAAAGAAGGUGUCCCAGCAAAUCCUGGACACACUAUCGAAAGUCUCCGAGAACCCGAUCAAACAGCAAUAGCAAAUAUCGAAGAUUCAGAUAACGAAGAACUACGAAAAGAACUUGAAACUGAUGAUUUUAGUUCGUAUUUCGAGGGAACUUACGAGCCAAAAAUUCUCAUUACUUUCGCUGACAAUCCGGUAACGUUAACUCGAAAGUUUGGUCUUGAAUUAUCUAGAAUUUUUGUCAAUGCUUUGGUAAAAAUUCGUAAUAAAUCAUCUGUAAAGAAAAUGGUACAAAGUGCAAUUCGUGAGGAAUUCACUGAUAUUGUUGUCAUUAAUGAAAAUCGUCGUAAACCAAAUGGUUUACUUGUAAUUCACUUACCAAACGGUCCAACGGCACAUUUUAAAUUGAGCAAUGUUAAAAUAACAGAACACAUUCGUCGUGAUCACAAAGAAAUUACCAAACAUCGUCCAGAAGUUAUAAUGACCAAUUUUACGACACGUUUGGGUUUAACUGUUGGUAGAAUGUUGGGAUCAUUGUUUCAUCAUGAUCCCGAAUUUAAGGGACGUCGUGUUGCCACUUUUCAUAACCAACGUGAUUUUAUAUUUUUCCGACAUCAUCGAUAUGAAUUUGCAAAGCAAGGAAAAAAGGCUAAGCUUAGGGAAUUGGGUCCGAGAUUUACUUUGAAAUUGCGUUCUCUGCAGGAAGGUACUUUUGAUAGUAAAACUGGAGAUUAUGCUUGGAUUAUAACUAAUAAACGACAUGCAAUGGAAUCGAGAAGACGUUUCUUCUUGUAAGAAAUGUUGUAUUUGUAUCGUUUGACUUUUUAUUCCUUUAUAAAUAAAAUAAGAU